Coffea eugenioides is the source of this 1719-nucleotide messenger RNA. RefSeq names its product class V chitinase-like. Gene Ontology annotation, molecular function: chitinase activity; chitin binding. Bases 1 to 1719 code for a protein of 572 amino acids. Gene Ontology annotation, cellular component: extracellular region. Gene Ontology annotation, biological process: carbohydrate metabolic process; chitin catabolic process. The transcript is spliced from 4 exons. The record is from RefSeq and is a predicted model, not a curated record. NCBI's taxonomy places the organism in Eukaryota, Viridiplantae, Streptophyta, Magnoliopsida, Gentianales, Rubiaceae.
AUGUGGCAGCUCAAGAUGGAGGCCAUUCUUGUUCAAGACGGAGUUGAUCUAGCGAUUCACGGAAUCGAGAACAAACCAGAAGAUGUCAAGGAUGCGGAUUUCGCCGAUAUGGAUAAGAAGGCCAGAUCCAGCAUAAUCUUAAACCUCUCCGAUGAGGUAUUGCGUGAGGUAGCAACGGAGACUUCGGCCAAGGCUAUGUGGGAUAAAUUGAAAGCCUUGUAUUCAGGUGGAGACGGAGUUCUCAAAAUUACUCGAGGAGCUCUUGUUGUUAUGAAGGCACACAGAUCUGGUACUUUGUAUAUUUUGCAGGGAUCUACUGUUACAGGUGCUGCUGCUGUUUCAACAUCAUCUUUGUCAGAUACAGACAUCACCAAAUUAUGGCAUAUGCGUUUGGGGCACAUGAGCGAAAAAGGCUUAGGCAUACUAAGCAAAAGGGGACUUCUUUGUGGUCAAAGUACCGGGCCAUUGGAAUUCUGUGAACAUUGUAUUUUUGGGAAGCAGAAAAGAGUCAGCUUCAGUUCACCAGCAAUUCACAAGACAAAAGGUACUCUCGAUUACAUUCAUUCAGAUCUAUGGGGUCCUUCUCGUGCUCCUUCUAAAGGUGGUGCCAGCUUCAUCAGCACAAGUACUUCUGCUGUUGAUACAUACUCUUAUGAGUCCAUUAAGGGAGCCUAUUGGCCCUCGGGUAGAUUUUCAUAUCUUCCACCAUCAGCCAUAGAUACUACUUUGUUCACUCACGUCUACUAUGCAUUUCUUUUGCCUAAUAAUGUCACGUCUAAGUUUAUGAUAGACAAUUCAACAGCUCUUCAGCUUGUGAACUUCACAUCAACUCUCCAUUCCAAGAAGCCACCGGUCAAGGCUCUUUUCUCCACGGGUGGAGGAGGCGAUCUUCCAUUUCAAUUUUCACAGAUGGCCUCAACUCCUUCUCUUCGCAGGAACUUCAUCCUGUCUACCAUAGAAGUUGCUCGAAAAUUCGGGUUUGAUGGAAUUGAUCUUGAUUGGGAGUACCCACAAAACCCUCAAGAAAUGCAGGAUUACGCCAUUCUGCUAGAAGAAUGGAGGGCCGAGGUCAUAAAGGAGUCUGAGGCAACAAAUUGUCCUCAACUCUUGCUGUCUGCAGCUGUUUACUUUUCUGCCAACUUUUUCCUACAUGGGCCGUUCAGAACAUAUCCAGUAGCUUCGAUUAACAAGAAUUUGGAUUGGAUCAAUGCCAUGUGCUACGACUAUCAUGGGUCAUGGGAACCUACAAUUACAGGUUCCCAUUCAGCACUAAUUGACCCCAAAAGUAAUAUCAGUACCAGCUAUGGUUUGGAAUCCUGGAUCAAGGCUGGAAUCUUGAGAAGCAAAUUGGUGAUGGGAUUGCCGCUUUAUGGCAAAACUUGGACGCUAAAGGACCUUAUGGAUAGUGGCGUGGGAGCGCCGGCCAUUGAUGUUGGUCCUAGUGGAGCUGGUGGAAAAGGAGUACUGUUUUAUUAUGAAGUGGAGGAUUUCAACAAGAAGAAUAAUGCAACUGUUCAAUUUGAUUUAGGGACACUAUCAACUUAUUCAGUAGCUGGGAAUAUAUGGAUUGGGUACGAUGAUAGUAGAUCGACAGCAUUGAGGAUUGCAUUUGCUCAGGCUCUUAGGCUUCGUGGCUACUUUUUCUGGGCUCUGAGCUUUGAUCGAGACUGGCAAAUAUCAGAAACAGCCAAAAGAAGUUUCACAGUGACCAACUUCUAG